Molecule: messenger RNA, 1641 nt
Organism: Bombyx mandarina (wild silkworm)
Lineage: Eukaryota; Metazoa; Arthropoda; Insecta; Lepidoptera; Bombycidae
Biological process (GO): proteolysis; extracellular matrix organization
Cellular component (GO): extracellular matrix
Molecular function (GO): metalloendopeptidase activity
Source: RefSeq, a predicted model, not a curated record
CGUUGCUACUCCAAAAGCAACAAAUAUUUUUUUCAAUCGAGAGUAAGGACAGUCGUGUGAAUUUUUCACUGUGAAAUAAUUUAUAGAUGUGAGUUUGUGGAAAAUUUACUGUUUGUGUUUGAAAAAAGAAACAUAAUUUUUCAUAAAAAAUGCAAGCGAGGAAACGUCAAAGGAAGCGAAGACCAAGACAAAUGGCGGUGCGUUGGACGCUAAAUAUAAUGUGAUUUCGCAUUAAGCAAAAUGGCGUUUGUUAGCCCAACGAUGGGCAUCACGAACAGGGAUCUCUUAGUGUUAGUUCUGUUGUUUUGCCGGACAAUAGUUUGUGACAGUCAGUGUCCGAAGUUUGCCGGGAAACCUUUGGAGACGAGGGUUCAAGACGCUUCGAUCGUCUUCAGAGCUGUCGUUGUCCAGACGCAUUUUCAGCGGAAGACAUUAGAUUUGGCGCUGGUGUCCAUAUACAGGGGUGGUUUGGAAUUAGCGUCCGUGAGCCAAUAUAUGGGAUCACCAUACAAUACCACGGAUAGACAGGUGAACUUUAAAAUAAGUCCACAACUUAGUGGUUGCUUUAAUUGGAGCAUGGAACCUUCCCAAAGUGAGCUGGUGGUCUUCGCAAGGAUCAGUGCACCGGCAGUAGAUUUAGAAACCACCCCUCCUGAUGGUCCAUGGUUGGAGGCGACUUCGGCAGCGGUACCUUGGACUCUAGGUGUGGAUAUCGCUAUAUGGAAUGCUGUAGGGUGGGGCGGCUGGGGCGAGUGGGGGCCCUGCAGCAGAACUUGUGGGGGUGGGAGGCAAACCCGAAGAAGAUACUGCUCGAGGGCCACCUGCGAGGGGUAUGGCGAACAAGCGAGAUCGUGUAAUUCCUUUGAUUGCGAAGGUACAAUAAACCCUUUAGCACCAGGUGCAAGAAGAAACUUCCACCCGGCCCAAGCCAGGUGGGGCCCAGUGCAGGACAGACCUCAUGCUUUCAGCCUAAGGCCAAACUCGUACAUCUGGAUUGCAUCAUCGGAGCUCUUCAAUAACGGAAAAACUUUUCCCAGAGAAUUCACCCUUUUUAUAUCAUUGAGACUUAGACCAGAGAGUGGUGGAUACGGGCAAGGAACGCUGUUUUCGCUCCGAUCAAGACGCCGCACUGGUUCGUUUCUUUCACUGGAACUAGCGGGCCGAGGUGCAGCUAGACUGGUCCAUGCUGGAGCUGGAGCCUCAAGGUCUAUUUACUUAGCAGUACCACUGUACGACUUCCGUUGGCAUCACAUAGCAAUCAGUGUGCACGAUGACAACACAGUACGUGCUUUCGUGGACUGCCGUUGGUUGAGGACCGAUGUCCUUGAGAAGGACGCUCUUGACACGCCAAGGGACGCCGACCUUAUUAUCGGUUAUCUGUUCUCGGGCGAUUUAGAACAGUUAGUGCUGGUGCCAAAAGCCGGACAAGCCCAGAAGCAAUGCUCGAGCCAAGUUUCAGGGGUAUUGACACCUUACGUCACACACGGCGACUAGCAUGUUCGUUUUCUGGAUACACAGACAACAUAAAUAGGAAUGUCUAUCGAUUAUAUUCCCAUGUACUGGAAUUGUAUUCGUCAAGUUAUUAUUAAGCUUCGAUAAAUUAAGUAAUUAUUUUGUUUUCAUUAUCAAAAAUGUCACACG